Molecule: messenger RNA, 303 nt
Organism: Racocetra persica
Lineage: Eukaryota; Fungi; Glomeromycota; Glomeromycetes; Diversisporales; Gigasporaceae
Source: the annotation of a GenBank genome assembly
GAAGCCCGUAAAAGGUGUAAACUGCAAGAAAUUAAUGAACAAUUAAAUGAUAUAGAUUAUAAACAAUUGAAGUUUACUGGUCAAAUGAUAAAAAAAUUCAACGAAUCAACUGUAUUAGAAAAAAAGCAUUCUAUCUUAAUUUCUGAGAUUGAACAAUUACCUUCAAAGCAAAUAACUGCUACCACCCAUUUGUUUGAAAAAAUGCGUUAUUCGCAAGGUUCUAAUAAGGGCGAAAUUUUGUCACCUCAUCUUCAAAUUAAAGCUUUAAAUUAUAUUGAUCAAAAUUUUUAUAAGCCAAGUUGA